AAUUCAGGGUGAAUUGAUGCUUUUGGCAGGUAACGGCAUCGUAUUUAUGUUCGCCUGCAGUGUCAGUGUAGCCUUUUGAUUCGUGCGGGCACUCACUGCGACCAUCUGCCACUCACGGCACAGAGAGGGGAGCGCACUGGAGGGGGACCCUAUGUAGAGAGCAUAAAUAGGCGGAUUUUAGAGGCAUUAACAUCAUUCUCUUUGAAUACUUCGUUGUGUUUACUUCGUUAAUUCAACACAAAAUAGAAAAUGUCAGGACGUGGCAAAGGAGGCAAGGCGAAGGGAAAGUCAAAGACCCGCUCCAACCGGGCCGGACUCCAGUUCCCAGUGGGUCGUAUUCAUCGUCUUUUGCGCAAAGGAAAUUACGCCGAGCGUGUUGGUGCAGGUGCUCCAGUGUACCUAGCCGCAGUUAUGGAAUACUUGGCUGCCGAAGUCUUGGAGUUGGCCGGAAACGCAGCUCGUGACAACAAGAAGUCGAGAAUCAUUCCCCGUCAUCUCCAACUCGCCAUCAGGAAUGACGAGGAAUUGAACAAGCUCCUCUCUGGAGUCACCAUCGCCCAGGGUGGUGUUCUCCCCAACAUCCAAGCUGUUCUCUUGCCCAAGAAAACCGAAAAGAAAGCUUAAAUUUGUCAUACUCACCCUCACAAAACAAU
Molecule: messenger RNA, 653 nt
Organism: Leptopilina heterotoma
Lineage: Eukaryota; Metazoa; Arthropoda; Insecta; Hymenoptera; Figitidae
Product: histone H2A-like
Exons: 1
Coding region: 250-624 (124 amino acids)
Cellular component (GO): nucleosome
Molecular function (GO): protein heterodimerization activity; DNA binding; structural constituent of chromatin
Source: RefSeq, a predicted model, not a curated record